CUCGGCUGUCGCAGCCCAUGUAAUUACCAAAACGUUGAUCACUCGUGUUGGCGGGAACAAGGUCCGAUGUGCAGUUUGCGAGUGUCUGACACAGUGACACUGUACUGGUCUCUCGCCUCCUUUUCGUCCCUGCUGGUCUUUCUAGAAAAGGCCAGACUUCUGCUUGCUAACCUAGAUGUUGUCAGUGCAGCACAUGUAGCCUGUCGAGUACAAAGCCGCCAUCCAUCGAUACAAGUACAAACUACUAGUACCGAGCUCACAAGCAGCAAACUCAAUUCGAUUUGAUCAACUAAAAUGGCACAAGUACCUCCAGCGCUGAUCGAAAGCCGCGCCGAAUAUGCCAUUGGGUCCUUGAUCCUCGCCACGCGCUGGCUGCUUCGUCUCAAGACACUCGGCAUCCGCGGCUGGCACUGGGACGACUGGUUCUCCGUCUCGGUGUUUGUGUGGCACUCGGCCCUGUUUGCCAUGGUCGAGUACCUCGCCGUCGUGGGGGCUCCUCUGGGCUUCACGCAGGAGAUGCGCGAGGCGUUGACGCCAGAGAUGAGGGUACAGCUGGAAAAGGGGGGCCAAGGGCAUGCAGUCUUGAUUGCCUUUUUCUUGCAGCUGACACGUCGGACACGCAUGCACACGUACGUCUGGGCAACUGCCGGUGUAGCUGGGGCGUGCUUCAUUGCGGCCUGCUUAACGACAUUCCUCCAUUGUCUUCCCAUACGCAGGAACUGGCAGAUCCUCCCCGACCCAAGCUUCGAAUGCUCUGCCGGCGUGGCCCAGAAUAUCGCCAUUGCCGCUGGCAACGUUCUCGUCGAUGCGCUACUCCUCGUGGUCCCCGUUCGCAUCCUACGGGAUGUACCCCUGAUUCUCUGGCGUCGUGUGGGCAUCAUCUUCCUCCUGUCGUUGGGGUUGUUUGUCAUGGCCAUGGCCGUAGCACGCUGCAUUCUUUCCGUCGACAAUGGCCCUGGAGUGGCCCAGUCCUCCGUCUGGGUUUUCAGAGAGGCAUUGGUCACCCACCAUCUUCGCCAUCAAUGCGCCCAUAUUGACGGCCCUUUUCCGCAGAGAAACGUGGCAAACGCGCUGGAGUCAGAAGAAGAGCUCAGGGUAUCAAAACACAGGGUCUGGGUUGUCAUUCAGCGAGUCGGCUGCCACUCGAUCCGGACGCAAACGGGCAGUGGGCGGCUCGCAGAUUAUUGGGAAAGAUUGUGA
This is a messenger RNA of Emericellopsis atlantica, 1200 nucleotides long. RefSeq lists its product as uncharacterized. The record is from RefSeq and is a predicted model, not a curated record. Lineage: Eukaryota; Fungi; Ascomycota; Sordariomycetes; Hypocreales; Bionectriaceae. The transcript is spliced from 3 exons. The coding region runs from base 295 to 1200 and encodes 301 amino acids.